Molecule: messenger RNA, 5406 nt
Organism: Fusarium venenatum
Lineage: Eukaryota; Fungi; Ascomycota; Sordariomycetes; Hypocreales; Nectriaceae
Source: RefSeq, a predicted model, not a curated record
AUGUCGACCGAUGACGCUCAAGUUGCUGAGUCGGGCAAGCCCAUAGCUCAAGAUCUUGUGAAAGAGAUAGCUAAAGAACGCGGUUAUCUCGGUGAAGAGCAACUCGCUCGGAUCGGGGAGAUUAACCCUGAGCUUCGCCGUGAAGUGGAAGAAGCACUACUCCGAAAAGAUGAGAUGAUCGGUUCUGCUGUCCUGACGCUGGCCAAGAAUCUUUACACAAGCAAUGCCAGGUUUGUCUUUGAGUUGCUGCAGAAUGCCGAUGACAAUGAUUACAGCACCGCUGUGUCGCAUGGUCAGGACCCGUAUGUCUCUUUCAAGGUACACCCUGACAGAGUGACAAUCGAAUGCAAUGAGAAUGGCUUUACUCAUGAAAACUUGAAAGCAAUUUGCGCAAUCGGCAAAAGUUCAAAGGUCGGCGCGGCUGGCUACAUUGGAGAGAAAGGCAUCGGGUUCAAGUCUGUCUUCAUGGCAGCCUGGAAGGUCCAUAUCCAGUCAAACGACUUUUCUUUCUCUUUCACACAUCGCAAAGGAGACUCAGGUCUUGGAAUGGUUACGCCUGUUUGGGAGGAAACGAAAGAGCCGAUAGGCGACUCAUCCACUCGCAUCACUUUACUACUUCAUACAAGUGAGGAUCCGGAAGAAGAUGAGCGGCGACGCGACACUAUCCACCUCCAGUUCCAAGACUUACAGCACACAAUAUUACUCUUUCUACGGAAGCUACGCAAGGUACAAGUUUCUUUCUACGACAAAGAGAAUGUUCAAACUGCAACAACCGUUUAUUCUCUUCACGGAAGCAAUCCGGCGACCAUUCGAAAGGAGACAUCUGAUGGUGUAGAGGAGAGACAGUACCAUGUCACCAAGCAUGUCGCUGAGAACAUCCCUCGAAGCGAGAAUAGAACAUACUCGGACGAACGCGACCGCGCUGACUCUUCUGCUGAAGUCGUGCUGGCGUUUCCCUUGACAGAUACGGGGGCUCCAAUUAUUGAGAAUCAGGAUGUCUUUGCGUUUCUUCCAAUGCGGCCGAUGGGUUUCAAGUUCCUCAUACACACAGACUUCGUCACGGAAGCCAGUCGUCAGGGCAUAGUAGUCAGCUCACUCCGAAACCGCGCCCUCCUGCAAGGCAUCGCAGACUGUCUCGUCAAAGCCAUCGAAGAGUUCUGUCGUCAUCCGACACUCCAAUACCAAUGGAUGCGCUGGCUGCCUCAACGAGACAGUUACCCUUGGGACAGUUUCUGGUCGAGUCUGCUAGACAGGAUCAAAGAAAGAAUACAUCAAGUCAAAGUUCUCCGUACACUUGGAUCUGGGCGUCUGGGUUCUAUGUUCCGGCUACGCAAUCUAUAUCCGUGGCUGCGCGAUGAAAAAGGCGAUCCCUUGUUCAAGGAUAUCGAUAAAGAGAUUUAUCUGGCAAAGGAGUAUGCCAAAGAUGACCUUGCACUAUUGGAACCGUAUGGCUUGCAAGGAGCCUCUGCAGAGGAAAUCAUUCUUCGCAUCGAGCACGAUCUUGAGAGAGACCCUGAAGCAUCCAGUAUGAAACAGUCGAUGGUAAGCGAUGAUGGGAAUUCACUCGCGGCACGAGCGCUUCUGCUGCUAUACCGUUCCCUUGAGAGAUCUAAGUCACUUCCCGGUCCGAUUCGAGCACGGCUCGAGCAUUUGAGGUUCAUUCCACUUCAUAAUGGCGGAUGGAUCUCUGCGAGUCGCCGGCCACUUUAUUACUCUCAUUCAUCGAAGCUGGAAGUGCCUGGUGGCCUAGGUCUAACUCUUGUGGAUGCAAAAGCAGCAUCUAAUCCAGAUCGGCGCGCUUUGCUUGACAAAUUUGGUGUCGCUGAGGCGCAGUUCCGAUAUAUUCGAGAGUUGAUCAUGAAUACUAUGUCAUCCGUUUUCGUUGUGGAUGAUGGUGCUCUCCGCGUGUCCUCUUCAUACCUCAAAUUCAUGUACCUCUCCGAAGCUCUUCUUAAAGACGAGGAAGUCCCAACGCUCCUGAAAGGCUUCCACGUUUAUGACCAUGGACGGCGCGCGUGUCAGCCAGUCAAACAGAAUGUCUACCUGCCAAGUGAUGACAAGUACGGGCCACGUCUAUUACUUUCACCAUGCGGCGAUGCGCCUGGCUUUGACGUACCGUUUCUACAUGACGACUACCUCGUUUCUCCACCUGCAACACCAGAGGGUCUUCUCUGGAGCUGGGAGGAUUGGCUCGAACUGCGACUCCGCCUGCGUCGCAAUGUCCGACUGGGAAUAAUGGACAAGCAAAAGAAAUUGAAAGUUUCUCCUUUGUUCCGCUAUAUCGAACAGCAUCGACCUCACCACCUUCUGGGCGCCCUGCAACGGGCGUGGUAUAUUGAGAACAUCAAUGUCGCAACCUCUGGUCAAUUGAUCACCGAGCUGCACAAGAUGAAGGUUCCUUGUAAAAGCCAGGGCAAAGUCUCUAAGUUGCAGUUUUUAUCGGUAACAUUUUUGCCUCUACCAGAGCUUGAAGGCAAACAUUCUCGCUAUGCUGAAGGCGAGGACUUCAUGUUCCUAGACCUAGACGAACCCGUAGCAUCAGAUACCUACAGAGCCAAAUGGGGUUUCUUGUUGGACCAUCUUUGCGUUGGCCACACUGACAGCCUUAGGUUUUACCUGUGGAUUCUCUGGUCAAUUCGCUACGGCAAUGCUGCAGCUGGAGUCCGUCGACAAUCCCGGAUCUUGGAUCUCUACGAGGUCAUUUAUACUCGGUGUCGAGAGGCCGACAUUUCCCUUAACGCGCAGACCCAAGCAAGGAACCUGUUCAACCAAGGGAGUCUUAUAUAUAUUCCCACCUACGAAUCGAAACCCGCUACAUGGGUAACACCUGACAAGUGUCUUUGGGACGCGCGAAAAGAGAUGCAGACAGCAUACCCUCUUGCCCAUCUGUACCGAACAAUCUUUCAUCGAUCCGAAGAAGAACUCGACAUUCUGAAACAGUUCUUCAAGACAACCCUGGGUGUCAAGGAUUGUUCAUGGGAGAAUUAUCUCAAUGAACUCCGGAGGUUAAGGACUAUGGCAAUUGAAGACUCUGACUGGGUGGACGGCAUAUACAAAUCUCUCAAAUCAGAGAGACCGAGUUUGAUCGACGUUGAUGCUACAAACAUCAGGAAAGCAUUCGCUGAAGAAAAGUUGAUCUACUUCAAUGUUGGCAAUACAAGUCGCUGGUAUACCGUCAGCGAGUGUCUAUGGUCCAGCGCCACCCAGAUCCGAGGCAGAGUAGCGCUCAACGAUCUUUAUCCUGACCUGGAGGAUUUUUUCGUCAAUUUCCUUGGCGUACAAGAGCUCACACUCAGCAUGGCAUAUGACGAACUCAAGGAGAUGGGUAACAGAAUUCCAUGUCCCCCAAUCGCCGCAGUCAAGGACACAAUUUGGGCACUCAAUUCUUUGUUAGGGACGGCAGAUCGCCUACCAGACGAAAGACCAGUCUUCAAAGGGGCAGUAUUCCCUGUCAAGUACCCCAAUGGUUCAGUAAAGCUACAGUCAGGUCGUACGGAUUUCGCCAUCGUUGACCGAAAGGCUCUAGGGGACAUCUUUGGGACGCGUGCCAAGACUCUAGACUUUACUCUCGAUGAAGUUCGUCGGCUACAGCCAUUUCUCUCGUGGCUCAACAUGGGGUCCAGAUAUCUAUCCACCUCAGUUCGGGAAAUCUCGACCGUGGCGGGUGAGCACAUGAGCAAACUCCAGUCUCCUAAUAGGGAGAUAAACCAGAAGGCCAACGGUCUUUACAGGGUUGCCGUUCACUAUAAUAGUCCUCGGGCACAAGACGACAACUCGAAGCUUCAUUGGAUUUUCGCUACUGCGAAAGUUUAUGAGACAGACGGCAUCUCAUCCGAGCUUCAUUUAUCCCAAGACGGACAGGCGAUAGUUCAUGCCCAAGAACAAAGCGAACUACACAUACGCGAAGACAGUGACGCUCUCAAGAUUUAUGUCCCGCGGGACCCCGAGGCUCAAGGGUUUUGUUACUUUGCGGCACUUCCUCGACGUUUACUUGAAUGGAUCAUGACCGAUCCAUCCACACUUCACGUCAAUCGCGCUGAUUCACAAGCAUUGCAGAUCGUCGCAGCGGUCUUGAAUGCUCCCCUUGUCAUCAUGACUCAGAUUCUGGAAGCGGAGGGAAUUAUCGAUGCACCCAUCCCAACUGGCAGCUUCAAGCAAGACGAAGAGAAUGGGGGACAUAGAGAUACUGAUGAGUCCAAUACGUGUCAGGAAUUGGAGACGAGCCACGACGAUGUCUCAAGUGAAGGGGUGGACGACACUACGCUGGCGUCGCUGGUGGAAUCAGAAGCCAUUGAAGAUGAAGUUGCUGGCCAAGAAUACUCUGCCACUCAUCGAUCUGCCGGCACUAUAUCCCCGCCAAGGCUUUCCGAUCUCCCCAUACGACAAAAGAGUCCAGCUACCUCAAGUUCGUCUGCGACUGGACAACUGAUUGUUACGCCAGCUUCAUCAACUACUGGCUAUGCUGGUCGGAACAAACGAAGACCAGUGCAUCGCACGCGAACAUCAAGCGCCAAUGACCGACACACCGAUAGGUUUGGUGAUGAACAAAGAACACCCGGCACAGCCAGUCACCCUGCGUUUGUGUUCGGGUCUUCGCCCGCAAUGCAAUCAAGCUCUGCGUUCCACUUCAAUGGCCCAGAUGGAGUCACACUAUCCUCUAUGAUUGAAGAUGAAGAAGUUUACAUGGGAAUGAUAGAUAAUGACAUUACUUCAGCUCGUAAAGCGGCAAUCCCUCGUCGUGAGUCCUUCGGCGAGCGUGGACUGUUCAACGCGCUACCCGAAGUUGAUGACGAGAUCCAAAUGUCACAACGUUUCCGCUCAUACGGGCCUCAAGAACGGGACAUGCGUAUCGGCGCUCUUGGCGAACUAUACGUCUUUGAACUUCUUCAGGGCUUUAGUCCAGCUCUCUCACAUUUCGGCAGAGACAAUUGGCAGAGCCGGAUGAGAAAGUUCGUCACCAUCCAUCCCAGUUAUUCCGACAUGCUACCAUGGAACGGUCAAGAGACGGCCGAUAUCGUGUACUUUGAUCGCGGGCGAGAGUUGACAAGGCAUUUGGUGGAAAAACGACAACUCGGCCCUGAGUGGUUAGGCGUGAAGCCUUUGUACUUGAUCGAGGUCAAGUCCACAACUGGAGACAGUCGCACUCCGUUCUACAUGAGCAAGCGACAGUACCAAAAGAUGGGAGACUACUCGAACACGUUGGCAUCGUCUACGGUAUCUACAGCGACCGCGACCGCGACCACGCCCCCCAUUUACCUAAUCGCCCGGGUCUCGAAUGUCGGCAAGACAAACAUACAUUUGGAUCUUUACUUCUAUCCGGAAACACUGCGUGUGAGAGGUUCAUUGGUCUUUACGCCCGAAACAUGGUCAGUUGUUCCUGGGUCAAUUGCUCCUGGGCUGGGCUAG